AUGCUAAUCACCGUAUCGUCCUCCUUUCGAACUGCAUUGAAAAUUGCCCAGACCAUCUCUGGCCCAGCGCUGGCUACUUGCUCUUUGAUCAUGAAAAGUCUUGUGAUCGGAUUUUUGAUUCCUUCGCUCAAACAGGAGUUGCCGCCUACGCGACUUCCGGUCUGCAUGGCUGGCUUCACCAAAAAAGCAGGCUGGAUCAAGUCUAGUUUGAUUGCGAAGCUUCAGUAUUUUGUUGGUCACAAUAACUAA
Molecule: messenger RNA, 249 nt
Organism: Protopolystoma xenopodis
Lineage: Eukaryota; Metazoa; Platyhelminthes; Monogenea; Polystomatidea; Polystomatidae
Source: the annotation of a GenBank genome assembly